This is a messenger RNA of Glarea lozoyensis ATCC 20868, 963 nucleotides long. RefSeq names its product YgfY-like protein. NCBI's taxonomy places the organism in Eukaryota, Fungi, Ascomycota, Leotiomycetes, Helotiales, Helotiaceae. The transcript has 3 exons. The record is from RefSeq and is a predicted model, not a curated record. The coding region runs from base 1 to 963 and encodes 320 amino acids. Gene Ontology annotation, biological process: tricarboxylic acid cycle; mitochondrial electron transport, succinate to ubiquinone; mitochondrial respiratory chain complex II assembly. Gene Ontology annotation, cellular component: mitochondrion.
AUGGCCUUCAGACGCCCAAUUUCCAUGACCGCGCGCCGCAUGGCUGGCCCUGGAAACGCGCAACAGCACGAAGGAACCGAAGAGCAUCGCAAAAUACAGACCGAAAAGCCACUCAAUCCACAUAUGACAAACACCAACUCAACAAUUGCAAAUGAGAUGCCGUCGGUGGGCAAACAGAAGGCGCCCCCGGAGCUGAUAACCUCUGUUGAUGGCGAUUUCGUCCCUAAAGAUUCCGUACCGGAGAACACAGAACGUAUGACUGGCGGCACACAAAAAGGAGAACCAGAAUCGGGCGAGAAUGCAGAUAUGAAAAUCGGUGAAAGUGGUAGUCAAACUGAUGGCGAGAUUGGAGUAGGAGAAAUGGAAGGAGCCAAGUUUAAGGUUGAACCUCUACGAAGAACGGGCGAGGAUGCAAAUACCAUGAGAGCUAGAUUGCUAUAUCAAAGUCGUAAGAGAGGUACUCUGGAAAGCGAUCUCCUAAUGUCUACAUUCGCAGAGGCACAUUUACGAGACAUGACUGUAGCUCAGAUGGCACAAUUCGAUCUGUUUUUGGAUGAGAAUGACUGGGAUAUAUACUACUGGGCAACACAGGAGCCGUCGCCAACCUCGAGAGAAACUGCGGAAGGUGCCGGAGGUGGACCUGAAGGCGCUACGCUGAACGCACGGGGAAUUGACAAGAAUGGUCCAAAGUUGGAGACUGAUGAGUGGCGUCAAGGCAAGCCAAGGAGUGGAGAAUGGGCACAAACGGUCGGUACAUUCAAACCUGCAUAUCGGCCCGUACCAGCAAGGUGGAAGAAUAGUGAGAUUCUGGGUAUGUUACGACGCCAUGUCAUCUCACGAUCUGCUGGUGGCGUACUCGAGGGAACGGAUGUAGGUGUUGAUGGAGCAGAGCAGAGCAUGAAAGGAACGGGAGGUGGUGGAAUGGCUUUCAUGCCACCAGUCUUUGAGACUGACAGACCAUGA